ACCGCCCUUCAGUUUAGCAGAAGCCCGGGACGUCCCAAUCAUGGGCCGUCUAGGGCAGUUGUGCUUCUACUUGCUCAGCUGGUAGCACCAUUUCAUUAUCCGUGAAGAAUUCCAAGGUAAUCCUCGUCGUCCACAGUCAUUUUGCGACAGGAAGAGCGCCACUGACAACCUGUGAGGGAUGGAACUUGGGGGAAUAUUUACGCCCAGCUUCACGGAAAAGGCGUCUGAAGCCGUGAGCUGAGUUGGUCAGAAGAGACAAAACUAAAACUCUCUCCAGUGAACCUUCGUUGGGUGAGGAGGGGAAAUCUUAUCCUCUAACUAUCGCUCACAAUGCCCAGAGCGCUAAAGUCUGCAUGGUGAUGAUAUGAUUGAGAUGGGAGAUGCAAGUACUGUACUGUACAUAUAGGCAAAGCUGCCCAUCGUUCCUCGGGAAGCAAUGAUAGGUUUAAUCCUUAGGGAUACAUGUCGCUAAUCCGUAACUAACCUUUCCACCAGUCCGUCUCUCGGUUCGGUUGCAGGCUCCCGGCUGGAGACAAACGGAGAAUUUCCUCGAUCUUAUCGCGGGCCGGAAAAUUCAAAAAAAAGGGCCAUUCCAUCCCCAAAAACUAGUGCCCGCGGGCCCGGGAUAGUGUCCGAGUGGGGGGGCGGGAGAAAUGAACCGCUAUCAACGCCGAUGAUUGAGGGGCUUCUCCCACAAAGCAAUGACGAUGUUGAUACACAUCAAACUACCACACGCCAUGCUCCAGCUCUUUGCAUUGGUCUCUCAUUCAGGAUGCACCUUGGUAUGCCGAACCAAUGGGUAUUCAGGGCAGUGAAGCCCUCUCUAUUUCAAUCUGGCGAAUCGGGUUGCUCUCAAUCACGUCGGCCUGGACGAGCAAUCGGUGGGAAAUGGGAAUCGAAGAGGGGAAAAUUGGGGUAUAAAAAGGAGUCGGAAAGGCCUGAAGAAUUUCGUUCAAUCUCAUGAUUUCCGGGUUGAUUUUAUUCAUCUUCUCCCUUCUGCCCUGGAUAGGAAAAACUUGACCCACCAGCCAUCGAAGGCAGCAUAUACCUUGUCUCUUGGGAGCUCAGCAUGGAUAAACUAUACAAAACAGACCAUGAAGAAACCAUCUCAGCGGAAAAGCGAGAUAACCUCAAGGCUACGGAUGUCAUCGACACAGUCAGCACCGACGAAGCCCUCAAGGUUAUCGCUGCAUAUGAUGGAGACUCAACAUGGGAUCCUGUCGAGGAAAAACAGCUGGUGCGGAAAAUUGAUCGGAAACUUAUGACAAUCCUCUGCAUCACAUAUGGGUUGCAGCAAUAUGAUAAGACCAUGCUAUCCCAAGCCGCUAUUUUCGGCCUUCGAACAGACCUCGACCUCAACGUCGGAAACCGCUACUCAUUCUCCGCUUCCAUCUUCUAUCUAGGCUUUAUCGCGGGGGCCUACCCUGCCAUAUACAUGGCUCAGCGGUGGCCCAUUGAGCGUGUAGCCUCGGGCAUUGUGUUCAUCUGGGGCAUUUGCCUUAUCUGCACCAUAGCCUGUCACAAUUGGCAGGCACUGUUCGCCCAGCGAUUCUUCCUUGGUUUUCUUGAAUCUGGAGUAUCGCCGAUGUUCAUGUUGGUGGUGGGCGGAUGGUAUCUGAAAGCAGAACAAGCAUUGCGUAUGGGAAUGUGGUAUUCCUGCACCGGUUAUGUUAGCGCCAUCAGCCCCCUGAUCAACUACGGCCUGGGUCAUAUCACUGGCUCCCUGAGCCCGUGGCAGUAUAUGUAUAUAGUUGCCGGCGUGAUUACCAUCCUCUGGGCUGUCGUGAUCUACUUCUUCAUGCCACCAGAUCCCAUACGGGCCAAGGGUUUUACCGACCGCGAGCGCUACAUUGCCGUUGCGCGCAUGCGGGUUAACAACAGCGGCGUUCGCAAUACGCAUUUCAAGAUCGAACAAGUUUGGGAUGCCCUCUCGGAUCUGAAGUUCUGGAUUAUCUUCGCAGCCUCAUUCCUGCUGAUGAUAGCCAACGGUCCAGUCUCAUCAUUCAUUCCUAUUUUCAUCAAGUCGUUCGGCUUCAGCCCCUUGGACUCCCUCCUAUUAACUCUACCUGCUGGAUUCAUCGGAGGCACCAUCGAGUUGGUAGUCUGUCUCGUUGCGUAUAAAUAUGUCAAUAUCCGUACCUGGUUGGUAGUGAUAUGCGAGUUGGGCACUAUCAUGGCGAGUCUUCUUCUUUGGAAACUCCCUCGAGAGCAGAAGGGAGGCCUGUUAUUUGGAACGUACUUCCUUGCAUCCUUUGGUGGUGCAUAUGCUAUCCUCAUGGGCCUUCAAGUUGCAAAUACAGCGGGCUAUACCAAAAGAUCGGUAACCUCAGCAGGGGUGUUCAUGGGCUACUGUUUGGGAAACUUCGUUGGUCCUAUAGUAUUCGAACCGAAGGACGCGCCCGUGUACGCCCCAGGAUUCAUUACAGUGCUGGUGACAGCCAUCGCCGCAAUAUUACUCGCAAUUCUUUACAGAUACGUUGCAAUCUAUGAAAAUCGCAAACGAGAUAAGACGGGGACGAUGGAAGCAUUUGAGCACGCUUAUGAUGAUGAUCUGACUGACAGAAAGAAUCCGCAAUUUAGGUACAUUUUGUAGCAUCGAGAACAUAAAAUAACAGAUGUAUUCCAUCGGUCAAGGUAGCUUUUAGUCUUCUGUUCUUUCCAGCAACGUCUAUACCCCGCACAAAUAUAACGCCCUUAUCCAUUGAUGAAACCAAUUAAACCUUAAUUUUAUUAGUUAAAACAUAACCCGGCGGCGGCUUCAUGCAAGCGAAGCCGUUGCAGCCUCUCUCUCCAUUUAAUAGUUUUGAUUCGUGGGAAUGUCUCCGUGCUCCUCCUCCCCGUAGAAAGUGUAUCUAUUUCUGAAAACUCCGAGCCCGUAACUUCACUACCCAGUCUGACGCCGUGUGAUUCAUAGUUUUGAUUUAUUAGUGGCAA
Messenger RNA from Blastomyces gilchristii SLH14081, 2934 nucleotides. Its product is annotated as MFS transporter. The record is from RefSeq and is a predicted model, not a curated record. Gene Ontology annotation, molecular function: transmembrane transporter activity. Gene Ontology annotation, cellular component: membrane. Lineage: Eukaryota; Fungi; Ascomycota; Eurotiomycetes; Onygenales; Ajellomycetaceae. The transcript has 4 exons. Gene Ontology annotation, biological process: transmembrane transport. The coding region runs from base 1070 to 2593 and encodes 507 amino acids.